UUCCCUCUUCCUGCAGACGGUCAUGGUGUCUCUCGAGGGCCUGACCAAGGUGGUGGACCCCUCCCAGCUGACGUCAGACUUCGAGGGCAGCCUGGAGUACGACCACGACGAGUGGAUCGAUGUGCGCGUGGCCUUCGAGGACUUUGCCGGCGAUGCCGCCCGGGCUUUGGCGCGGCUGGAGGAGCUGCAGGAGACCCUGGCGCAGCGUGACCUUCCGCGCGACCUGGAGUGUGCACGGCGCCUCAUGGAGGAACAUGCCUCCGCUCAAGAAGAGGGCCACCAAGGCCUCGGUGGAGGAGUUGGACACACAGGGACGCAGGCUGCUCCAGAGGCUUCAGCAGGGUAGUGUCACCCCUGGAGGCUACACUAACCACGGCGGCGGGGGAACGGAUGCUAACGAUGGGCUCACAGGCCACCCAGAUGCCCACAACCUGGUGCCAAAAGUGAGUGCCCUGCUGGACAAGUUGCAUGGCACACGCCAGCACCUGCAGCAGCUGUGGCACAUGCGCAAGCUGAAACUGGACCAGUGCUUCCAGCUGCGGCUGUUUGAGCAGGAUGCAGAGAAGAUGUUUGACUGGAUCAUGCACAACAAGGGCCUGUUCCUGACCAGCUAUACAGAGAUAGGAGGGAACCACCAGCAUGCCGGGGAGCUGCAGACUCAGCACAACCACUUUGCCAUGAACUGUAUGGUAUGAAUGUACUCUUCUACUUUACUGAUGACCAUAAACAUUUACAAUGACCAUAAACUACUGUACCCCUCAGCUUUGUGUUAAAAUACAUUGAAGCGUAUUGAUAGUCGUCUAUACCUUAUUUAUAGUAAUCUAUAGCUUAUUUAUAGUCACCCCCCUUUAAAAGGGCCACAUAAUGAUGGGUUAAACUAAACAGUCCUCCCAGUAGCUACCACAUGCAGUGUGAGGUUGAGACAAGCCAUCCAUCUCCUGCAUGUGUGUGUUUGUGUGUGUCUGUCUGUAUGUGUGCGUGUAUGUGUGUGCUGCCCGCCCUGAACCUCCCUGGCUGCCUGCAGGGUUAAACAGCCCUAGCUGUGUUCUGUAGGGGAAGAUGAUGAAUCACUUGGUCUCCCUGCCCUCUCUCCCUCCACUCGUCCUUGCCCUCUCCUGUUCCUUGCCCUGGCUGUCAGUAGUCAGUACAGGGCCCUAGCUCUGGCCCCCAUCUACUCUCUGCUGCUCAUGGGACCUAAAGGGGAAAAUGAGGACAUGAAUGGAAGCCCUAGCUUUUUGUUGUACUGUAUUUUUGGAUCAGGAUCAUCAACUAGAUUCAGCUGCCGGCAGAUUUUUCUCUUGAGCUGGUGGUCAUGGGGCUGGAACAUGCAGUAAUUACAAAUAAUUUCUACAAAUUGACCACAAGAAGCCCAAACAGAUAUAAUUUUUGACUAAAACAUAAUCAUUUCAAAUCUUACUUACAUUUGUAUAUGAUCACAUCUCUCUAUUAUGCAUGGAAAUACUUGGGAACAGAUUUCCUAAAUUAAAAUCCUUUGGAACUGUUUUUGCAUUUUUUUAUGUCUAACAAUGAAUUGAGCCUGUCCAGUUGGGGAACCUAGCUCUGGAUUGUAUGGUGGUAUAAUACUGUAAAGUACAUUUACACUAAGUUGCAGUGCUCUUUCUGUAUGACAUUGUUUCCUUGGACGUAUUAAUCUAUACCAGGGGUUCCCAAACCCCCCCCCCGUCCUGCAUUGGGGAACAUCCCGCGCCUACCACCUAUGG
This is a messenger RNA of Oncorhynchus gorbuscha (pink salmon), 1721 nucleotides long. Its product is annotated as triple functional domain protein-like. NCBI's taxonomy places the organism in Eukaryota, Metazoa, Chordata, Actinopteri, Salmoniformes, Salmonidae. The coding region runs from base 120 to 695 and encodes 191 amino acids. The transcript is spliced from 2 exons. The record is from RefSeq and is a predicted model, not a curated record. Gene Ontology annotation, biological process: axon guidance. Gene Ontology annotation, cellular component: cytoplasm. Gene Ontology annotation, molecular function: guanyl-nucleotide exchange factor activity.